This is a messenger RNA of Cydia splendana, 650 nucleotides long. RefSeq lists its product as uncharacterized. NCBI's taxonomy places the organism in Eukaryota, Metazoa, Arthropoda, Insecta, Lepidoptera, Tortricidae. The coding region runs from base 1 to 510 and encodes 169 amino acids. The transcript has 4 exons. The record is from RefSeq and is a predicted model, not a curated record.
AUGAGACCGCGCGCUUUCAAAGACAUAAAGCAGCAGCAUCCAUUAGAGAGGCUUCAGUAUGCUGCUGCUGGUGAACAAAGCUUAGUCGAGUCUCUCCAGCGCACCCUCCCCGCCGCCGCCGCCGCCGCCAUGUCCGCAUUGUCCGCGCUCGCGCGCUCGCUGCUCGCGCUCGCCGCGCUACUUGCCGUCGCCGAAUCCGGAGAUUAUGACUGUGUCACGAAGAUUAUUGGACGAACAAAAAAACAUUCCCGCAGCAUAAAGAGUUAUUCUCCAUUUUAUGUUGCGCAUCCCGGACACAGAAUAGAUACUCCCAGAAUUGAGAGGAUUCCAUUUCUAGACCAAGUUGGACAAAACGUAACGGCAUGCAACAACAAGCCAGGCCACCGCCCGCCCACCAUCAAGGCCUCCCACCCUGACCAGUUCUCGUCGGUAGACAUCGACCCGUGCGAGGAUCCUUAUGGGUGUAUAGUCUAUGUCACGCAGUAUUUCGAGUAUCCUUCUGACACCUAAGCAUUUAAUGGGGUCGCUUGUACCUACGGCCGAAUGUUCUUUACAAAGCGUUUAAGAGUUUUUGUUGUUUGCAACUCUUGAGGCAACAUCGCCAGUUGAAUAAAUCAUAAGUAAAAAUGUUCAUGAAAUUUAACUUAAAA